AUGGAUUCAACGUCGACGCCUGUGGACCCAGGGCUGGCAGCCCAGAACAUCGCAUGGCUCUCUCUGCUCAUUAUCAUCCUGGUCCUCUCCUUGGCGACCAUCACCGUCGGGCUCCGCUUCUACACGAGGAUAGUGCUGCUCAAGCAGCUGGGGCUCGAUGAUUACUUCGUCCUUUUGACAUUGGGCUUUGCUGUAGCCGCCGGCGGCGCCGCGCUGUCAACCAUUCCUUACGGCCUUGGAAGGCGUACCGCGACACUCGACCCUUCCGUCAUUCCUUUGUAUCUUCGGUCCUUCUGGGUCUCAAUAGUGUUAUACAAUGCAACACUGAUGAUGAUCAAGCUCACCUUCUUGAUCCAGUACUACCGUGUACUCGGGGUUUACAAGAUGAAGAGGGUGAUAUGGAUGACCGGAGUAGUCAUCAUGAUGUGGGCCUUCUCGCAGCUCCUCGUCGUCAUCUUCACCUGCACUCCGGUGCAAAAGUUUUGGGAGACCGAGUUGGAAGGACAAUGCGUGCCCAAUCUACCAUUUUGGUACAUCAAUGCCGCCGGAAACAUCGCAACAGACCUUGCCAUCCUUGGUAUGCCGUUGCCCGUACUGGCGAAACUAAAGCUUCGCCGGCAGCAGAAGUAUAUCCUCCUCGGCAUCUUUUGCCUAGGAUUCUUCACCUGCGCCAUCUCGCUCAUUCGCCUCGGCUACCUCAAGCAAGGUCCCGAUUUCACGUGGGACAAUGUUCCGACAUCCGGCUGGUCCAUCAGCGAGCUGUGCUCGGGCAUUAUUUGCGCCUGUCUUCCGACUCUUCGGCCAUUAAUGUCUAAGAUCAAGCCGCAGUGGAUGGCAAGCUAUGCGUCACGGUCACGGAGGACGAAGCAGACAGGGUACGGAGACAAGAACAACUACGGCGCCAAUUCCGUAAAGAUCAAGGCGACGAGCAGCACCGGAAACUCCCGGAGUACCCGCGAGAGCAAGGACCCCAGCUUGUUUGUGAGCACCAAGGAGCUUAGCUCGACGAAUUACAGAAGGCUCGGAGACAACGACAUCGAGAUGGCCAUGCCAGCACCACCGAGCCCUUCGUUCCAGGUGGACAGAAGCAGAUUUGACGACACACGGUCUUCAACAGAUGGUGGGAGAACGUUUGGUGCAGCACUCGCGGGCGGCCCUCGGGAGGACAAGCAGGACAUACCGAUGCAAAGUCUAAACUCCCGACCAAAGCCCCAGCCUGUGCAGAGCACAGACGGCACAGAAGCGAAAAGGGAAUUCAGCAAUCGCGGCAAAGAGAACGACAAGGCCAUGGACAUAUUGGGCAUGGAUCAAUACGACAAUCAUGGUGUCACGACACACAUAAUGGCGGACAAGGAGCAGUCCUCGAUCUUCCCGCAGCACUCGCGAGCCGUCAGCAAGUCAAAGUCGGGCGCGAACCGAUCGGGUAUCGAGGUGAAGAUGGAUGUUACGGUCUCGACCACGCCGUCGCCUGUGACCAGGCCGAAAGACGUGUCAGUGAGGAGAAUCGAGUUGUAA
This is a messenger RNA of Diaporthe citri, 1515 nucleotides long. RefSeq lists its product as uncharacterized. The record is from RefSeq and is a predicted model, not a curated record. Lineage: Eukaryota; Fungi; Ascomycota; Sordariomycetes; Diaporthales; Diaporthaceae. The coding region runs from base 1 to 1515 and encodes 504 amino acids. The transcript is spliced from 5 exons.